This is a messenger RNA of Ostrinia furnacalis (Asian corn borer), 1619 nucleotides long. It is a transcript of the gene AK, whose product is annotated as arginine kinase. The record is from RefSeq and is a predicted model, not a curated record. Gene Ontology annotation, molecular function: creatine kinase activity. The transcript is spliced from 3 exons. Lineage: Eukaryota; Metazoa; Arthropoda; Insecta; Lepidoptera; Crambidae. Bases 259 to 1416 code for a protein of 385 amino acids. Gene Ontology annotation, biological process: phosphocreatine biosynthetic process.
ACUGCUAGCGAGUGGGAGGUACGGCUGCGCUCUGUGAAACAGCACCGGUGCGCAGUGAGCUGACACAUCCGUUCGACUUGCGCGUGUCGGUCAAGGCGACCUCUGGCUAAAUUACGUAAUUCCACCACAAAUUCAAGUGAAUUCUUGGGUGUGUUCGAAAAUAAUCCCAGAACCAGACAGUCCGCGAAGCACCCUCCUUAGCUAUAGCUGUAAAAUCCUCCCGUACCCCUAACAAGUGGCAUUUGCAAUACAUUUACUAUGAAUUAUAAACUCAAAGUAACAAUCCCAGUGGUCGUUUGCGGUGGCGCUGUUCUUGCAUAUUACCUCAUCAAGAGGAAAGCCGCAGCAAUGGUGGACGCAGCAACCCUCGAGAAGUUGGAGGCUGGCUUCAGCAAGCUGGCCGCCUCUGACUCCAAGUCACUGCUGAAGAAGUACCUGACCAGGGAAGUCUUCGAUGCUCUCAAGAACAAGAAGACCUCCUUCGGCUCGACGCUCUUAGACUGCAUCCAGUCGGGUGUUGAGAACUUGGACUCUGGUGUCGGAAUCUACGCCCCUGACGCUGAGGCGUACGUAGUCUUCGCCGACCUGUUCGACCCCAUCAUCGAGGACUACCACAACGGCUUCAAGAAGACAGACAAGCACCCCGCCAAGAACUGGGGAGACGUCGAGACCCUCGGCAACCUGGACCCCGCCUCCGAGUUCGUGGUCUCAACUCGCGUGCGCUGCGGACGCUCCAUGGAGGGCUACCCCUUCAACCCCUGCCUGACCGAGGCCCAGUACAAGGAGAUGGAAGACAAAGUCUCCUCCACCCUCUCCGGCCUCGAGGGCGAGCUCAAGGGCACCUUCUACCCGCUCACCGGCAUGUCCAAGGAGACCCAGCAGCAGCUCAUCGACGACCACUUCCUCUUCAAGGAGGGCGACCGCUUCCUGCAGGCCGCCAACGCCUGCCGCUUCUGGCCCACCGGCCGCGGCAUCUACCACAACGAGAACAAGACCUUCCUGGUGUGGUGCAACGAGGAGGACCACCUGCGUCUGAUCUCGAUGCAGAUGGGCGGCGACCUGAAGCAGGUGUACAAGAGGCUGGUGACCGCCGUUAACGAUAUCGAGAAGAGGAUCCCGUUCUCGCACAACGACCGGCUGGGUUUCCUGACCUUCUGCCCGACCAACCUGGGCACGACCGUGCGUGCGUCGGUGCACAUCAAGCUUCCCAAGCUGGCGGCCGACAAGGCCAAGCUGGAGGAGGUGGCGUCGAAGUACCACUUGCAGGUGCGCGGCACCCGCGGCGAGCACACCGAGGCCGAGGGCGGCGUGUAUGACAUCUCCAACAAACGCCGCAUGGGACUCACCGAGUACGAGGCCGUCAAGGAAAUGUACGACGGCAUCGCUGAACUGAUCAAAAUCGAGAAGUCGUUGUAAGGAGUCUUUCGAUCUCGCGCUAUCAGUAUUUUUUGUAUUAUUUAUCGUUUCAUGUAAGGAGUUAAAGUAUCGGAUGGGAGGGUCGGCGGACUAGUCAGGCGCUCCGCGCGCCCGGGCACGCAGGCGGCCCUAUAUUAUACUGUUUUCGUAAAAGUAUUUUCUAUAAGGAAAUGGAAAAUAAAGACAGCUAGCAUUAAGACCAA